AUGGCAUCUGUACCCACUGCUAAAGAUGAAAAGGAGAAGAAGAAUGAAGCUCUCGCUACAGCUAUUCUGAAGGAUAAAUCUAAGCCAAAUCGCUUAAUUGUCGAUCAGAGUGAAAAAGAUGAUAAUUCGGUCAUCGCUCUUUCUCAAGCUAAAAUGGACGAGCUCGGUCUCUUCCGUGGAGACACAGUAGUUCUUAAAGGAAAGAAGAGAAGAGAAACUGUCUGUAUCGUCUUAGCCGAUGACAACUGCGCCAACGAUAAAGUUAGAAUGAACAGAGUUGUUCGUCACAACCUCAGAGUUCGUCUUGGUGAUGUUGUCAGCGUAACCGCUGCCCCAAGCAUCAGUUACGGAAAGAGAGUCCACGUUCUCCCAAUUGAUGACACUGUUGAAGGACUUACUGGUAACUUAUUCGAAGUCUUUUUGAAGCCAUACUUUGUUGAGGCUUACAGACCUCUUCACAAGGGUGAUAUCUUCACUGUACAAGCCGCCAUGAGAACGGUCGAAUUUAAGGUUGUGGAGACUGAUCCUUCCCCAUCUUGUAUUGUUGCCCCUGAUACCGUUAUCCAUUAUGAAGGAGAAGCAAUCAAACGCGAAGAAGAAGAGGAGAACAUGAAUGACGUUGGAUAUGACGAUAUUGGAGGAGUCCGCAAACAACUUGCUCAGAUCAAGGAAAUGGUCGAGUUACCUUUGAGACACCCUCAACUCUUCAAAGCCAUUGGUAUCAAGCCACCAAGAGGAAUUUUACUGUUCGGUCCUCCUGGUACCGGUAAAACUUUGAUCGCAAGAGCCGUAGCCAACGAGACGGGAGCUUUCUUCUUCUUGUUGAACGGUCCAGAAAUCAUGUCCAAACUUGCCGGAGAAUCUGAAUCCAACUUGCGUAAAGCCUUCGAAGAGUGCGAGAAGAACUCCCCAGCUAUCUUGUUCAUCGACGAAAUUGACGCUAUUGCUCCUAAGAGAGAGAAGACUCACGGAGAAGUCGAAAGAAGAAUCGUAUCUCAACUUCUUACUCUUAUGGAUGGAUUGAAGCAACGUUCUCAUGUUGUCGUUAUUGCCGCUACAAACAGACCAAAUUCCAUUGAUGGAGCUCUCCGUCGUUUCGGAAGAUUCGACAGAGAAAUCGACAUUGGUAUUCCUGAUGCCGUCGGAAGAUUCGAGGUUCUUAGAAUCCAUACUAAGAACAUGAAGCUUUCUGAUGAUGUUGAUCUCGAGCAAGUUGCUAAUGAAUGUCACGGUUAUGUUGGUGCCGAUCUUGCCUCCCUUUGCUCCGAAGCUGCCCUUCAACAAAUCCGUGAAAAGAUGGAGCUUAUUGAUCUGGAAGAUGAUACCAUUGAUGCUGAAGUUUUGAACUCUUUGGCUGUUACCAUGGAGAACUUCAGAUUCGCUAUGGGCAAAUCAUCUCCAUCUGCUCUUCGUGAGACUGUUGUUGAAACACCAAACAUCACCUGGGAAGAUAUCGGAGGAUUGCAAAAUGUCAAGAGAGAGCUUCAAGAGCUUGUACAAUACCCAGUUGCUCACCCCGAAAAGUUCCUCAAGUUCGGUAUGCAACCAUCUCGUGGUGUUCUCUUCUACGGACCUCCUGGUUGUGGUAAAACUCUCUUGGCUAAGGCUAUUGCUCACGAAUGCCAAGCUAACUUCAUUUCCAUCAAGGGACCUGAGCUCUUGACCAUGUGGUUCGGAGAGUCUGAAGCCAAUGUUCGCGAUGUUUUCGACAAAGCUCGUGCCGCUGCUCCAUGUGUUCUCUUCUUCGAUGAAUUGGAUUCUAUCGCCAAAUCUCGUGGAGGAUCUGCUGGAGACGCUGGUGGAGCCGCUGAUCGUGUUAUCAACCAGGUUCUCACCGAAAUGGAUGGUAUGAACUCAAAGAAGAAUGUGUUCAUUAUCGGAGCCACCAACAGACCCGACAUCAUCGAUUCAGCCAUCCUUCGUCCUGGACGUUUGGAUCAACUUAUUUACAUUCCACUUCCUGAUGAAGCUUCCCGUCUUCAAAUCUUCAAGGCUAACCUCCGCAAGACUCCAGUCGGAUCUGAUGUAGAUAUGACCUUCUUGGCUAAGAGUACCGUCGGAUUCUCCGGAGCUGAUAUUACUGAAAUUUGCCAGAGAGCUUGCAAGCUUGCCAUCCGUGAGUCUAUUGAGAAGGACAUCAAGAUCGAGAAGGAACGUCAAGAACGUCAAGCUCGUGGAGAAGAGCUUAUGGAUGAGGAAGGAAGCGAUCCAGUUCCUGAGAUCACUCGUGGACAUUUCGAAGAAGCCAUGAAGUUCGCUAGAAGAUCUGUUUCUGAUAACGAUAUUAGAAAGUAUGAACUUUUCGCUCAAACUCUCCAACAACAGCGUGGAUUUGGAAACAAUUUCAAGUUCCCAGGAGAGAACGCUACUGGUGGAUCAAGUGGUCCCGCUCCAUCUAACGAUGACGAUGACUUGUACAACUAA
Molecule: messenger RNA, 2424 nt
Organism: Auanema sp. JU1783
Lineage: Eukaryota; Metazoa; Nematoda; Chromadorea; Rhabditida; Rhabditidae
Source: the annotation of a GenBank genome assembly